AUGCUGCACCUCUCACCAUCGACUUCGCACCCUAUUCCUCUCUCCGAGAACCGCCGAAGCCCCGAUAUCACUGACGGCGCGCAAUUGAACCCGAAAUCACCGACUCUGAAUGGCUCCACACCCAUCUCUCUCACCGAACUCUCCCAAUAUCUCCACACACACCUCUCCACACCCUUCACGCCCGAUGACGAAAUCCACUCAUGUGGUCAGGCGGCCCUGAAAGUUCUACCAGUCCGACCGGAAGCGUGCGUUAGGCUCGCGUACGAGAAGCUCCACGCGUACCCGUACAAGGAUGUGCCAACCUGUUGGAGGCGGUUGCAUACUGAGGGUAGUCUAUGGGAGGUCUUGACUAUCAUCAGGAAAGAGGAGGAACGGCUGAAGGCGGAAGGGGAGGGCAAUGUGCUGGAUAUGGCGCUAAUACUGAGCGGUGGGCCGGGAAGAGAGGACGUCAUUGAGAGGUUUAUGGGGAUGUUGGAAGAGUUUCUAUCUCUCUUCUCGUCGUCUAGAUCUGAUUCUCGGCCCUCAAAACGUCAAAAGCUCACCCCUUCCCACAAUAUCGACGUCCAAGUCAUACCAUCCUCCUUUCCUUCAACCUCCAUCCCAGCUCCACUACUUCGCAGGCCCAUAACUCGCAUCUGCGCCCUCUCCCACGCGGGCUUUCAGAGCUACCUCGAUAAAAGCGAUGGAAAGCCGACGCCGCUAAUUCUCACGGGCGGGUUGGAAGAAUGGCCAGCGAUGCGGAAACGGCCAUGGAGCGAUCCGCGGUAUCUACUAGGCCGUACGCUAGGAGGACGGAGGCUGGUGCCGGUGGAGGUAGGGAGGAGUUAUGUGGAUGAGGGAUGGGGCCAGCGGAUCAUCACUUUCAAAGAAUUCAUGGAGACCUAUAUGCUUCAUACCCAACCUCCGGCCCCAAUAGCAGUAGAAGGGGAAAAAUUGGAAGAAGAAGAGGGAGAUGAGGUGGGAAAGGAGACGGACAUUGCAUAUCUAGCACAGCAUCCCCUGCUGACCCAACUCCCUGCGCUUCGGUCCGACAUCGUGAUUCCGGACUACUGCUAUACCUCCCCGCCACCUGUCCCUAACCUCCCAAAUCCACCACCACUACUUGAUGAACCGUUGCUCAACGCCUGGUUUGGUCCCGCAGGGACUAUUUCCCCUCUACAUACGGAUCCGUAUCAUAACAUCCUGGCGCAGGUGGUGGGGCGGAAGUACGUGAGACUGUAUGCGCCGGGGAGUAAGAUGUGGCCAAGAGGGGUGGAGGAGGGUGGUGUGGAUAUGGGGAAUACGAGUGAGAUCGAUUUGGAAGAGUUGCUGCAGAAUGAGUUUCAAGACGAGUCCAAAAGAAUAGGAAAAGAUGAAGGAUCAGGGGAUAAAAGAAGAAACUUUGACGAAGCGUUUCCGGGCUUCAGAGAUGUGCCAUAUUUCGAGGGCAUACUCAGCCCUGGCGAGUGCCUAUACCUGCCGGUGGGUUGGUGGCAUUUCGUGAAGAGCUUAUCCCCGAGCUUUAGUGUUAGCUUUUGGUGGAAUUGA
Mytilinidion resinicola is the source of this 1527-nucleotide messenger RNA. RefSeq names its product Clavaminate synthase-like protein. The record is from RefSeq and is a predicted model, not a curated record. The transcript is spliced from 2 exons. NCBI's taxonomy places the organism in Eukaryota, Fungi, Ascomycota, Dothideomycetes, Mytilinidiales, Mytilinidiaceae. Gene Ontology annotation, molecular function: 2-oxoglutarate-dependent dioxygenase activity. Bases 1 to 1527 code for a protein of 508 amino acids.